AUGACGCUGAAAGUAGUAACCAAGACAGGUGGCCAAGGACGCACCAUGAUUCGCGUACAAACCGCCGACGGGAAAGUCAAGGAGUGGCGUAAAGACGGGGACGGAGUCUAUGCGGUCCAAAUCAACGAGGGACGAAACGCUUCGCGCGUCGGAAUUAGUGUUGAGAACCACGCUUCGCCCACCAUCCGAGUUGGCACGCAGAAUAACGGGGGUGUUAAGGUGGGAGGAGAAGGCAACAACAGCAACAGCAACUGGGGCGAGUUUGCCCUGCGUCUCUCCUUCGCCGUCAUCAUUCUCUUCAUCGCGUAUCUGAUACUACGGCAGUAG
Molecule: messenger RNA, 327 nt
Organism: Trematosphaeria pertusa
Lineage: Eukaryota; Fungi; Ascomycota; Dothideomycetes; Pleosporales; Trematosphaeriaceae
Exons: 1
Coding region: 1-327 (108 amino acids)
Source: RefSeq, a predicted model, not a curated record